Protobothrops mucrosquamatus (brown spotted pit viper) is the source of this 1161-nucleotide messenger RNA. RefSeq names its product zinc finger DHHC-type containing 2 (gene ZDHHC2). Gene Ontology annotation, biological process: protein targeting to membrane; peptidyl-L-cysteine S-palmitoylation. Lineage: Eukaryota; Metazoa; Chordata; Lepidosauria; Squamata; Viperidae. Gene Ontology annotation, molecular function: protein-cysteine S-palmitoyltransferase activity. The record is from RefSeq and is a predicted model, not a curated record. Gene Ontology annotation, cellular component: Golgi apparatus; endoplasmic reticulum. The transcript has 12 exons. The coding region runs from base 1 to 1161 and encodes 386 amino acids.
AUGGGACGCGGGAAGAUGGCGUCUCCGGCGGGGUCGGUGGCUUCCUCCCGCAGCUGCUCUCGGAUAGGAGGCGGGAGGCGACACUGCCUGUGGCGGCGUGCUGGUCCUCUACUUUACUGGGUGCCGGUCCUCUUCAUCUGCAGCGUCCUGGCCUGGUCUUACUAUGCCUACGUCGCCCAGCUCUGUCUGGUAACAAUAUCAAAUAUUGGAGAAAAAAUGGUGUGCCUGAUUGCGUAUCAUCUAUUUUUCAUGAUGUUUUUGUGGUCUUACUGGAAAACAAUCUUUACAUUACCAAUGAAUCCUUCCAAAGAAUUCCAUCUGAGCUAUUCAGAUAAGGAAUUGAUGGAUAGAGAACCUAGAAAUGAAACCCAUCAAGAAGUGCUGAAGAGGGCAGCCAAGGACCUCCCUAUCAGUACAAGAACAAUGUCUGGAGCAAUCAGAUACUGUGAUAGAUGCCAACUUAUAAAACCAGAUCGCUGCCAUCAUUGUUCUGUCUGUGAUAAAUGUAUUUUGAAAAUGGAUCAUCACUGUCCCUGGGUGAACAACUGUGUUGGAUUCUCAAAUUACAAGUUUUUUCUUCUGUUCUUGGCUUACUCUCUAUUAUACUGCCUUUUCAUCUUUGCAACUGAGUUACAGCAUUUUAUUAGAUUCUGGACAAAUGGCCUUCCUGAUACUCAAGCGAAGUUCCAUAUUAUGUUUUUGUUCUUUGCUGCAGCUAUGUUUUCAAUUAGCUUAUCCUCUCUCUUUGGUUAUCAUUGCUGGUUGGUCAGUAAGAAUAAAUCAACUUUAGAGGCAUUCCGAGCACCUGUUUUUCGACAUGGAACAGAUAAAAAUGGGUUUAAUUUGGGCUUCAGCAAAAACUUAAGGGAAGUCUUUGGAGAUGAGAAAAAGUAUUGGCUGUUGCCAAUUUUUACCAGUCUAGGAGAUGGAUGCUCUUUUCCUACCUGCCUUGUUAACCAAGAUCUUGAACAAGCUUCUACUCCUGCAGCACACAGUGCAAAUAAAAAUGAGAAUAGUCAUCAUUUUCCGGCUAAGACAUUACGAGAUUCCCAGAGCCACCUUCUUACUGAUCCUCAAUCUUGGACAGAAACUAGUGCAGAUACUGAAAAGAACAAACUAGGUGUGAGCAAUCCUGCACUAUCUAUGGAAAAUGAAACCUAG